Messenger RNA from Cryptotermes secundus, 4199 nucleotides. RefSeq names its product prestin. Gene Ontology annotation, biological process: transmembrane transport. The coding region runs from base 159 to 2264 and encodes 701 amino acids. The record is from RefSeq and is a predicted model, not a curated record. Gene Ontology annotation, cellular component: membrane. NCBI's taxonomy places the organism in Eukaryota, Metazoa, Arthropoda, Insecta, Blattodea, Kalotermitidae. Gene Ontology annotation, molecular function: chloride transmembrane transporter activity; oxalate transmembrane transporter activity; sulfate transmembrane transporter activity. The transcript has 15 exons.
AUGAGUAUAUCGAAGUGUUUGUUGAGUUUAGCUCUCAAUUACUUAAAUUCUUGACUGGCGAGUUGAUAUACAUUCAAGGUUUCUAACUCGCGAGGAGCCUACAGUAAUUCUACACCGUGCGAUUGGAACACUAGAGCUGUGACCAGGGUCAGCAGACGAUGGCAGACGACCCUAAACACCAAAGAAAACCUCAUGAAUUUGGCCUUCUCACUAAUGGGCAUGUGCGUUCGAACUUUUUCACGCAACAUCCUUGUAAACAAACAGAGUUUGACAAAAUCUACCUAUACAGUAAACCUCAGAAACAAGCUCUAAGGAAACGCAUUGUGAAGUCAGGACAUUGUCAGCCAGGAAGGACAGUAUUAUCUCUCUUUCCUGCCCUUAAUUGGUUGCCAAAAUAUGAGUGGAAGGAAAACAUUAUGAGUGAUAUAGUGGCAGGUUUUACAGUGGCCAUCAUGCAUAUACCACAAGGAAUGGCAUAUGCACUGCUUGGAGGAGUACCCCCUAUUGUAGGUAUAUACAUGGCCUUCUUUCCUGUUCUUCUCUAUGUGCUCAUGGGUACAUCACGUCAUGUCUCAAUGGGUACAUUUGCAGUAGUGUGUAUGAUGGCCAGCAAGUCUGUGCUCACAUACUCUGUCAGUGAGCCACCUGUUUCAGUGUCACCAUGCAAGAAUCUCACUGAACUGAACAGCACAGAUCUAGCAGUGAUACUUGCCAGUAAAAACUCAACAGAUUAUACUCCGGUGCAAGUUGCAACAGCAGUGUGUUUUGUUGUUGGUGUAUGGCAGGUUCUGUUGGGAGUUUGCAGAUUAGGGGUUCUGAGUGUGCUUCUAUCUGACACAUUGGUCAGUGGCUUCACAACAGGGGCAGCAGUACAUGUCCUUACAUCACAGGUCAAGAACUUGCUGGGUGUGAAGGUGCCACGGUACAGUGGCCCUCUGAAGGUUAUUUAUACAUACAUGGACGUCUUCCAGAAUAUUGGCCAAUCUAAUCCAGUGGCAAUUGGCAUCUCUGCAGUAUCCAUAAGUGUUUUGUGCUUAUACAAUGAAGUACUCAAACCCAUAAUUGGAAAGUGGUUACCUGUUCCUCUGCCUAUAGAACUCUUGACAGUGAUUGCUGGAACACUGGUAUCCAUGUUCCUUAACCUCACUGUUAAUCAUAAUGUUACUGUUGUAGGGGAAGUACCAACAGGACUACCAGAACCAGUUGCACCACCGUUUGCCUUGAUACCCAAGUUAUUAGUGGAUGGGUUAGUCAUAGCAAUUGUUGCCUUUUCUGUAAAUAUGUCCAUGGCUUCCAUAUUUGCUCGAAAACUGAAUUACAGUGUUGAUGCAAAUCAAGAGCUGCUUGCAUCCGGAGCUUCCAAUAUUCUUGGGUCAUUCUUUUCAUGCCUUCCAUUUUCUGCAUCAUUAUCAAGAAGUCUGAUCCAGCAGACAGUGGGUGGGAAAACACAACUAGCCAGUGUGGUGUCGUGUCUUCUGUUACUGCUUGUUUUGCUGCUUAUCGGACCGUUCUUUGAACCUCUUCCCAAUUCCGUAUUGGCAUCAAUCGUGGUUGUGGCAUUGAAAGGGAUGUUCCUGCAAGUGAAAGAUUUGCCAGUGGCCUGGAGGCAGUCCCCGUUUGAUGGCAUGAUUUGGCUCACCACUUUUCUAGCUGUAGUUCUGCUUGAUAUUGACUAUGGACUGGGACUGGGUGUGGCACUUUCUCUGGUCUGUGUGCUUAUCAUGGGGCAAAGACCUAAAGUAUGUCUUCUUGGUCAAGUGCCAAAUACUGAGAUCUUCCUUGACAUAAGUCGUUAUCAAGCAGCUUCAGAAAUCCCAGGAAUUCGGAUAGUUCAAGUGGCUGGAGGUUUGCAUUUUGCAAACAAAGACCAUGUUCGGAGGAAAGUCAAUCGGCUGGUUGGAGACAUAUCAGUAAAAGAAACUGUGGGCACAAUAGUGAAGAACUCUGAAGCGUAUGAGGAAGCAGAAAUUACAAGGAAAGCAAAUUGUGAUUCUGCAGCACUAAUGGUAGAAAAUAAUCAGGUAUCCUGCGUAAUACUUGACAUGAUGUCAGUAUGUUUUGUUGAUCCAUCUGCCAUCAAGACACUUAUUGCAAUGUAUAAAGACUUUAAGAGCAGAGGACUCCUCUUCUGCCUAGCUGAUUGUUCAGCGACUGUUUAUGAAAGAAUGCUUCAUUGUGACUUCUUUGAAGAUUUUCCUGAUUCACAGUUGUUUCCAUCAGUUCAUGAUGCAGCACUGUAUGCACUACAGUUAGAGAAAUCCUGAGAGUAAUGCACUUCUUCAUUGUUAUUUAGUGAAUUAAAAGUAUGGGAAGUGAGUUCUGUGUCCUUAAUGCAGAGCUGUGAAAAUUGUGGGUACUUCAGAUGUGUACCAUUUUUUGCCAUAUUGUAUUUUAUACUUUAGGCAGUUCUUUGUGAUAAUAUUUUAGCAUCAUAAAAUACUUAAAAUCUGAUGGAAGUUCUGUCGACUUACAAACAUUUUACAUCAUUUUUAUUACAACAAAAUUUAGCUUGGAAAUCUUGGCAUAAUAUCAUGAAUAGAAGUGGCCGAGUACUUGUAUGCUUUGUCAAGUUAACAUGCUGUGCAAUACAAAUUUAAUCAUAUUUUUAAGAAAUCUUUUUGCUAACUUCUUGGGAGUGUUUCUGCAGUUUAUAGUUUGUUAUUGCAAAGGAAUCCAUUACUAGCAAUAUGAUUUCUUUAUGGUUUGAAAAUGGCUUUUGAAUUUCCUAGAAACUGUAAUUUAUCCAUUGGUUAAAAACUGUUAGAAAAUUAAAAAUUAAACUACAGAUAAGAAAUGUCGUUAAAAUUAAGACAGAUUUAAAUGUUUCAUACAGUAUUUUUAAUUUACAUAUUUUGUUAUUUAUUAUUAGUAGUUCAUGAAUGUUUUAGAUCAUUAGAAUUCACAACAUUUGUCAUAAGUUCUUUUAGCAGUAUUUUUCUAAAGUGAAAUUCAAACUGUGAUAUGAACUUGAGUAGUCUGCAAGGAUUAAUGUCUUGGACCUUGGCAGUGAGAGCCGGUUCAUACUUGCAUUUCAUAAUGUCUACUAGAAUAAAAUAAAAAUCCUGAAGUAUUUGCAAUUUAGAGGAAUCCAUAUUUCUCAAGCAAUAAAUUUCUUACAAUGUAGGCUGAUGUUUUUCAAAGAAAAUGUUUCCUUGUUUAUGGAAGUGCAGAUAUUUUAAUACAAUAUCUCUUUGCAAUGUUAUGUUUAAUUGAAGUAAUACUGUUUGGAUUUUAAAUUACGCAGGCAGGUUUGUUUUUAUGGCAGUGACUUAAAAAGGUAUUUUACUUAUUUACUUAUUUAGCAUAACAUAGUAGAUGUAAAUUGGAUUAUGUACUCAGAAAUAUGAUUUUCUAUAAUUAGCAGGGGACUGUUUUAUGUAAUGUAGUUUAUGAUGGCAUUAUUUCAGUCCUUUUUUCCUCAACAUUUUAGUUCUUCUGAAUAAUUCCAACAUUUUGUAGUUGUGUGCAGAUGUUUGGUGUAUGUAUCAGUAUUGUGUGAAGUGGAUUUAUACCUAGAUUGACAUGAAGCAGAAUGGCAGAAACAACAGUGACAUGAGUACUUCAGUCAGGGUAGAAUAUGUCAGUAGGAUUUUUGAAAGUUUAUACUUUAUUUCAGUCUGCAGAAAUUACUAAAAUAGUCCAUAAAAUCGUUGUGUACCUCUACAAAUUAUAUGUACUCUGUGAAAGGUGCGUCCUUUGCUACAAUUUCAACAUGCAAGUGACCUUGUCAUAUAUAGUAAGCAGUGACUAUCAGUUGUUGCUACUCUCACCAGUCCUUCCUUGCUAUGUCUAGUGUUGCUGUUGGGGAAAAAUUUACCCAGUAGUUUGAUUUGGUUAGUUUUGGUGAACAUUUUUGAAGGAAAAGUUUUAGAGGUGAAGGUAAAUAUGAUGAUAAAAUUAGAUGCGAUUUUUCAGAACAGUCUCCUGACAGUGAUGUUAUACAUCACAAUAGUGUAAGGCAGUUAAUGUUAACACUUUGCGGACCACACACCCUUUAAAAGGUUUUUUGCUUUUAAACAUGGCGGACCGUUCACCUGUUAACUGGCUUUUAGAACACGAUAAGUUGCAACACGCUAUACAUCGCUCUGGCACCACCUACAGUGCACGCAGCCACCUGCAGAUGCGUGAUAAGACUCUGGAAUGUUUAGUUAGCAGCCAGUAACUUGACCUCGCUGUUUACUUAACCGACUAUAAUGGAA